Messenger RNA from Pongo pygmaeus (Bornean orangutan), 2405 nucleotides. Its product is annotated as cytochrome P450 2B6-like. Gene Ontology annotation, biological process: xenobiotic metabolic process; epoxygenase P450 pathway. Gene Ontology annotation, molecular function: iron ion binding; heme binding; oxidoreductase activity, acting on paired donors, with incorporation or reduction of molecular oxygen, reduced flavin or flavoprotein as one donor, and incorporation of one atom of oxygen. NCBI's taxonomy places the organism in Eukaryota, Metazoa, Chordata, Mammalia, Primates, Hominidae. Gene Ontology annotation, cellular component: intracellular membrane-bounded organelle; cytoplasm. The record is from RefSeq and is a predicted model, not a curated record.
UCAGACUGGAACCAUGGAGCUCAGCGUCCUCCUCUUCCUUGCACUCCUCACAGGCCUCUUGCUACUCCUGGUUCAGCGCCACCCUAACACCCAUGGCCGCCUCCCACCAGGGCCCCGCCCUCUGCCCCUUUUGGGGAACCUUCUGCAGAUGGACAGAAGAGGCCUACUCAAAUCCUUUCUGAGGUUCCGAGAGAAAUAUGGGGACGUCUUCACGGUACACCUGGGACCGAGGCCCGUGGUCAUGCUGUGUGGAGUAGAGGCCAUACGGGAGGCCCUGGUGGACAAGGCUGAGGCCUUCUCUGGCCGGGGAAAAAUCGCCAUCAUGGACCCAGUCUACCAGGGAUAUGGUGUGAUCUUUGCCAAUGGAAACCGCUGGAAGGUGCUUCGGCGAUUCUCUGUGACCACCAUGAGGGACUUCGGGAUGGGAAAGCAGAGUGUGGAGGAGCGGAUUCAGGAGGAGGCUCAGUGUCUGAUAGAGGAGCUUCAGAAAUCCAAGGGAGCCCUCAUGGACCCCACCUUCCUCUUCCAUUCCAUUACUGCCAACAUCAUCUGCUCCAUCGUCUUUGGAAAACGCUUCCACUACCAAGAUCAAGAGUUCCUGAAGAUGCUGAACUUGUUCUGCCAGAGUUUCUCACUCAUCAGCUCUAUAUCCAGCCAGCUGUUUGAGCUCUUCUCUGGCUUCUUGAAAUACUUUCCUGGGGCACACAGGCAACUCUACAAAAACCUGCAGGAAAUCAAUGCUUACAUUGGCCACAGUGUGGAGAAGCACCGUGAAACCCUGGACCCCAGCGCCCAGGACCUCAUUGACACCUACCUGCUCCACAUGGAAAAAGAGAAAUCCAACCCACACAGUGAAUUCAGCCACCAGAACCUCAUCAUCAACACGCUCUCACUCUUCUUUGCUGGCACUGAGACCACCAGCACCACUCUCUGCUACGGCUUCCUGCUCAUGCUCAAAUACCCUCAUGUCGCAGAGAGAGUCUACAAGGAGAUUGAACAGGUGGUUGGCCCACAUCGCCCUCCAGUGCUUGAUGACCGAGCCAAAAUGCCAUACACAGAGGCAGUCAUCAUUGAGAUUCAGAGAUUUGCCGACCUUCUCCCCAUGGGUGUCCCCCACAUUGUCACCCAACACACCAGGUUCCGAGGGUACAUCAUCCCCAAGGACACGGAAGUAUUUCUCAUCCUGAGCACUGCUCUCCGUGACCCACACUACUUUGAAAAACCAGACGCCUUCAAUCCUGACCACUUUCUGGAUGCCAAUGGGGCACUGAAAAAGAAUGAAGCUUUUAUCCCCUUCUCCUUAGGGAAGCGCAUUUGUCUUGGUGAAGGCAUUGCCCGUGCCGAAUUAUUCCUCUUCUUCACCACCAUCCUCCAGAACUUCUCCGUGGCCAGCCCCGUGGCUCCUGAAGACAUCGAUCUGACACCCCAGGAGUGUGGCGUGGGCAAAAUACCCCCAACAUACCAGAUCCGCUUCCUGCCCCACUGAAGGGGCUGAGGGAAGGGGGUCAAAGGAUUCCAGGGUCAUUCAGUGUCUCCGACUCUGUAGACAAUGGCUCUGACUCCCCGCAACUUCCUGCCUCUGAGAGACCUGCUGCAAGCCAGCUUCCUUCCCUCCAUGGCACCUGUUGUCUGAGGUCACAUUGCGAGUGAGUGGAGGAGUGAGAUUAUUGAAAAUUAUAAUAUACAAAAUUAUAUAUAUAUAUAUGUUCUUUUUUUUUGAGACAGAGUCUCACACUGUUGCCCAGGCUGGAGUGCAGUGGCGUGAUCUCAGCUCACUGCAACCUCCACCCCCAGGGUUCAUGCAAUUCUCCUGCCUCAGCCUUCCUAGUCGCGGGGAUUACAGAUGUGUGCUACCACGCCUGGCUAAUUUUUGUAUUUUUAGUAGAGACGGGGUUUCACCGUGUUGGCCAGGCUGGUCUCAAACUCCUGAACUCAAGUGAUUCACCCGCCUUGGCCUCCCAAAGUGCUGGGAUUACAGGUGUGAGUCACCGUGCCCAGCCAUGUAUAUAUAUAAUUUUAAAAAUUAAGAUGAAAUUCACGUAAAAUAAAAUUAGCCAUUUUAAAGUGUAAAAUUUAGUGGCAUGUGGUUCAUUCACAAAGCUGUACAACCACCACCAUCUAGUUCCAAACAUUUUCUUUUUUUCUGAGAUGGAGUCUCACUCUGUUGCCCAGGCUGGAGUUCAGUGGUCUUGAACUCCUGAUGUCAGGUGAUUCUCCUAGUUCCAAAUGUUUUCAUUAUCUCCCCCAAAACAAAACCCAUACCUAUCGAGCUGUCACUCCCCAUACCCCAUUCUCUUUUUCAUUUCAGCCUCUGCCAAUCUGGUUUUUGUCCCUAUGGACUUACCAAUUCUGAAUAUUUCCUGUAAACAGAAUCACACAAUAUUUGAUUUUUUUUUUUUUUUUUU